UUCGCGGUCGAUUGCUUGCUGAAGAAAAUUUGUAAACAGUCGCCUUUUUGUUAUUAUUUUACCAUUUAAUUUUAAUACUAUUCAGAUAAAUAUCCCGCCGCUAUGUACGGGAAGAUACAUCGGUUCCUUUUGCGAUCAAUAGCUAGUCGCGGUGUAAUAACACUAACUGAUGCUCAACAAAUUCUCACUACUUUUACCGAUGAAGAAUUGUCUUCAGUCCAAGACCUCGUAAAAGAAAUAAAUGACGAAAUCAGACCUCUGCAACAAGCCAUCAAAAUAACGAACGAUGAAUUGACCAACGAAGAAGUGGUUAUAUUUCUUUCUCUGGGCUAUGAUGAUGCUACAAAAUCCCAGAAUAUAUUUAACGCCACGGAGCUGGAGUACUUCAGGGUGCUAAUUGAGCAGAUCAUGACGACAGAAGCGAGACAGAUAACUGGUAUACAUGCUAUCAAUUUGGUUGGAGGUAUGAAAGCCUCUUUUACUAAAACUGAUGCCCAAAAACUUCUCAACACUUGGUGUAGAAUGAGAUACCUGGACAAGGACCAGAAUAACUAUGCUUUAGGAGUGCGAGCAAUCCACGAGUUUGAAGGUUACCUUCGUCAGAACAUGCCAGAUACAAUCGAGGAGUGCUGUCUUUGCAAACAAAUUGUUUUUAGAGGUUGCAACUGCUUAUCCUGUGGGCAAGCAGUACACACCAGGUGCCUCAACAAGUAUUUGGAAAAAGUGGAGAAAUGGCCGUGCUGUAAAGCUGACUUCAGUGCUGAACAGUUAGAGCAACUUCGUUGUGCGGAGGUUUCCAGGUUGUCACAGACUCAGCAGAUUGAUUUGACUCAACAAAAUGAGGAAAAUUCAACAAUGCUACAAUCACAGCAGUCUACGGAAGAUAUAACAACCCAAGAUAUUAUCCCGGAGAUAUCCCAGAGGGUUACCAGGAAGAGAAAGAGGCACUGUGAGUGAUAAUCGCUACCUUUGAAGUAGUUAGUGUUGUAGAAUGCUACUGAUUUAUGUGUUGAUUAUUCUGAUACUUCGUUGAAUACUCAUGUACCUAAUUGUGAUUUAAGCGCCUAAGAAAACAAUGUUGAUUUUAAUAAGUGAUAGGUUAAAGUACAAAUAAAACUUCUUUAAUUUUUCCAAAAA
Messenger RNA from Ostrinia nubilalis (European corn borer), 1137 nucleotides. RefSeq names its product non-structural maintenance of chromosomes element 1 homolog (gene Nse1). Gene Ontology annotation, molecular function: ubiquitin-protein transferase activity. Bases 103 to 957 code for a protein of 284 amino acids. Gene Ontology annotation, cellular component: nucleus; Smc5-Smc6 complex. The record is from RefSeq and is a predicted model, not a curated record. The transcript is spliced from 5 exons. Gene Ontology annotation, biological process: double-strand break repair via homologous recombination. Lineage: Eukaryota; Metazoa; Arthropoda; Insecta; Lepidoptera; Crambidae.